AUGCCGUCCCAGGCAUCUUCGACUCCGCGCACCACGCGGAACUCUCGGGGCCUCCGUGCGGGCCCCUACCCUGCGCCGUCGUUGUCGCCAUCGUCGCGUCUCUCUACCGCUGGCCCUGUGCCAGUACCCUCGACGCCGACUCCUCGGAGUCGGAGGAGCUCUCGACCCCGCGCCUCAACUCCCUCUGGCCGCCCAACUCGUGCUGGUGCUUCGUCGUCUUGUCUGGGCCUCAAGGCGGUUGAAGAAGAGCCCGCCGCUUCGCCUGCCGCUCCCAUCACACCGUCUCCCCCCUCGUCUCCCUCCUCACCCGCCUCGAGCCUGAGGCACAAGCCGGUAUACCCACGUACACCGAGCAAGCCGCGCGCCAAUUUCCGGCGCCGCUACGUCUACGCCGAGCCUUCGAUCCCUCCCAAGCCAAGGUCGCCCGGCGACGAGACUCAUCGCUUCACUAGCCGCCGGGACGAGGAAGGCGAAGACAAGUUUGCCCGGGAGUUGUGGAUCGCGAUCCGCAACGACCAUUACAUGCGUGGGUGCUGGUGCGGCUCGCCCAAGAUCUACAACAGCAAGGAAGAGGCCGAGGCCGGUGCCGGUCAUCUUCGUUUCUACAUCGCCGGCAACGAGAAGAAGAAGAACCUUCGCGUACUGCAGAAGAAGUACGAUUUCAUCUGGCACUGCAUGUGCUCCGCCGGCAAGGAAUACCUGCCGGCUUAUAAAGCCCUUCUCAAUUCAAACGGCAAGCGCCCCGCCGAAGACGACGAGUUCGAGUUGCUCGCCCAGAACGAAGAUUCCGGCGACAAAACCAAGACCAUCAAGCGCGUCGUGACCAAAAUUCCCGACGCCACUACCGAUGACGACAGCACGCCCGAGGACGAAGAGAAGCCCGCCGUUCCGGAACAGGCUACAGAUACGCCCGCCCAAGGUUUCUGGGACCAGGCGCGCAGCCUGUUCAACCGCGCCAUCGAAAGCAUGACCACCCCGAUCACCUCCCUCUUCAACAAGAUCCGCAAGCACAUCAGCAUCAGCUUGAUGGAUUACGAUACCCUCGACAUCCGCAGCAAGGAUGCUGCCAACAACAUUGUCGUCAAGCGCGUCCGCCGCGUGCAGCCCCUAAUUAACGUGAACAAGGAGCAGCUUCCUGGCCGCGAAAUUGAGGAUGACCUUUAUGCCUUUGAAGACCUCGAAUGGGCCGAGAGCGCAACCAGCGCCAUUGGUUUUGACCAGCUCCGCCAGAUCGUUAUUACCUUUACUUCUCAGAAGAGCAGCCUCGAGAGAGGCAUGAUCGCCAUGGGCGAGUCCAUCGAAGACAUCAAGGCCAACGCCCCCUCGGAGUGUGAUAAGACUGCCAGCGUGUGCCUGCACGCGUGGAUUGAGCAGGAACACGGCUCAUUGGCCGAUCUUCCCUUUGCUGAGCGCGAGGAGAAGUUCAAGAACUACCUGGAUGACUACCACGGCCAGCUCGGAAAAACUAUCGAGUUCAUCAAGCAAAUUUACGACAGCAACCUGCUCGCCGCCCUUCGCGCAAAGCAUCCGAAGCCCAUCUAUCCUCUUAAGCUCGGCCACGUCUUCUUUAGAGACGGUGCGCGCGAUGUCGCAGAGUUUCUCUGUUUCUUCUGCUCUCUCGAGGCCCUCUUUGACAUACCCGCUUUCAUGAUGGAGGCCCUCUACAAGAUGGUCGUGGAUGCUAAUGCCAUCCACAAGCAGGAGCUUCCGCCAAGCUUUAUUAAGCUCCGCCGCGAACCCACCGCGGACAUGCCUGGUUACUUUCCCGAUGACAAGGCCUCACCUCUGGAGGAAAUUCCCGCUCACCAAUGCAACGUCGUCUCACGCUACGAUUAUCUGCACCCGUCCCAAGAGGCCAUCGAGAGCCGGGCUGAUCCCGACGAGCGUAAACUUGUCCGCAAGCCAAAAGGCAUCUUGAAGCCCUCUAAACAGUGGCCCACUCCCGCAUCGCCGGCAAAAUACGUCCCCACUCCACAGAAACCGAGAAAGCUCGUCUUCCUGAAUCCCGUUUCCACUUUCGCACCACCUAAGAACAUUCCCACCCGAGUCAUGCGUCCCCACGACGAGGAAGAGAUUAACUACUGGAAGAUGAAGACCGAGCUUAUCGGCGAUGAGUACACCAAGAAGAAGUACGAGUCCAAGCUGAGCCUUACCCUGAACUGGGAGAAAAUACGGGCCCGCAUCAAUCGCGACCGGUUCGCUCCUGAAAACGUCCAAGAAGACGACAAAGACAUGGGCCUGUCCCACUAUGCCAACAAAUAUGGUAACUUCCUCGACGAGCUGCACGAUGACAUGGUUAAGCGUGAGCAGAAAGAGAAGGAAGAGAAGCUGAACCGCGACAAGCCUGGCGAGGUUAAAGAGAUUAUCGAACCCAUACCCACUCAAGUCCCGAGACCGUUUACCUCACCAGAGUUCCGUCGCAUUACUGCUCACUGCCGUGAAGGCUACACCGGGACCGCGAGUCCCCUCUGGAAGGUCGACGUCUCGAAGGUGAUCGAGAGGAAGCCCAAGGCUGAAGAAAAGCCGGAGCCCAAGAACCUCGAUGAGUUCUUUGCACAAGAUGAUGACGACCUCGAAAUCUCCAUGCUCAUGCUGAGCCACAUUCAAAUAAACGACGCCGUCAUCAAGGAUGCUCAGCGCAAGAAGCAAGAAGAAAAGCGGCGCAAAGAAGAAGAAGCCCUACUGGCCGAGGAGCGUCGCCUGGAAGCCCUCAUCCGCGAACGCGAAGAGGAAGAACGCCUCAAGCGCGAGGCCGAAGAGAAAGCCCAGCGCGAGAGAAAGGCCGAGGAAGCCGCUGCCCGUUCGGGCCUGAGACCUCCGGCUCGCCAACUUAUCACUCCGCUGUCCGAAGAGUGGCGUAGCCGCGUCGAGGCUGCCCGGAACGCCAACCCGGCGACUGAGCUGGCCAAGACCCUGGAGGGCCAGCCCCUUGUUCGCCGCGACUUCGAAGAGAAGCUCCUGCCAGCGACAGCCUGGCUUAACGACAACGUCAUCAUCGGUGCAAUUUUUUACAUCGCCGAUUACGUCAACACCAAGAAGGGUGCCCCGAACCAAGAACCAAAGUGCACCGCCUUCACCUCGUUCUUCUGGCCCCGCCUUCUCUCCCACGGUCCGGGUGGCUGUGGUCGUCUGUUGCGCCGUGCAAACGUCCGCAAAGCAAAUUUUCUCGAUAUCGACACCAUUCUAAUUCCGAUCUGCGAGUCGUCCCACUGGACGCUCGCCGUUAUCCGUCCCGGUCGGCGCACCGUCUCACAUCUCGACUCGAUGGCAGCGGGUCGAGGUUCCGAGCGCGUCAAGGCCAAGCUGCUCGAGCUGGUCAAGUUUGUGCUGGAGGACCAGUUCGUCGAGGCCGAGUGGCAGGCCGUCGACUUCCAGGCGCCCAGGCAGACCAACGGUUGGGACUGCGGCGUUUUCACCAUCACCAACGCCAUCUGUCUGGCGCUUGGUGUCGACCCUGCCCAGGCUUACACGGAGGCCCAGCUCCCCCUUCAACGGCAGCGCAUUGCGGCUGUGCUGCUGAACGGUGGCUUCAAGGGAGAUUUCACCCUUGAUGACCUCUAA
Messenger RNA from Thermochaetoides thermophila DSM 1495, 3561 nucleotides. RefSeq names its product specific protease-like protein. The coding region runs from base 1 to 3561 and encodes 1186 amino acids. The record is from RefSeq and is a predicted model, not a curated record. Gene Ontology annotation, biological process: protein desumoylation. Gene Ontology annotation, molecular function: deSUMOylase activity. NCBI's taxonomy places the organism in Eukaryota, Fungi, Ascomycota, Sordariomycetes, Sordariales, Chaetomiaceae. Gene Ontology annotation, cellular component: nucleus. The transcript has 2 exons.